Molecule: messenger RNA, 2563 nt
Organism: Centruroides sculpturatus (bark scorpion)
Lineage: Eukaryota; Metazoa; Arthropoda; Arachnida; Scorpiones; Buthidae
Exons: 1
Coding region: 446-1582 (378 amino acids)
Molecular function (GO): nucleic acid binding; RNA-DNA hybrid ribonuclease activity
Source: RefSeq, a predicted model, not a curated record
AUCAAGGAAUCUCAUAAAAAAGAACAUGUACUGAUCGUCACUAUUGACUACAAAAAUGCAUUUAACAUGCUCUGGUGGCUGGCAUUAUUUGAAGAACCCAGGAAGGCACAAUGCCAAAAAAAUCUUUAUACUAUCCUCAAAAGUUACCUUACAAGUUGGUGUUUACCACGAAAGAGGAAAUAACAGUCACUUGAUUACCAAAGGUUGUCCACAAGGGUCCCGGUCAGGACUGGGACUUUGGAAUAUAGUGUAUAAUGAUUUAUUACAUUUAAAUGACAACAACAGAAGCAAAUGAAAAAUUUUAGGAUACGCUGAUGACAUAGUGUUGGUGUUAUCGAAUCAAAGCAGAGAAAGACUACAGGAGCAUGCAAAUGAAUUACUACAAAAUAUAUACGAAUGGAGUCAGAAAUAUAAACUUGUAAUAAAUUACAAUAAGUGUGAAAACAUGUUUAUAUCUAAAAGAAAACCAUUACAAAAAGCUUUCAAAAUCGAAAUAAAUGGGAACAGGAUUACGAACAUUAAGACAAUUAAAUAUUUGGGUAUUCUUAUAGAUCACAGUCUCACAUGGACCAAACAUUUAGAUUAUGUUUUGAAUAAGACAAGUAAAGUUACUAACAGGCUACUUAGCAUUGUCCACAAGGAGUGGGGUUUUAACCAAUCUGCAAUUAAAAUUCUAUACAAAGCAUGUGUAGAACCGAUUAUUUUAUAUGGUGCCCCAUUCUGGGGAUGGGAUGCAGACAAGACUAAUAUUAAAAGAAAACUUCUAACCAUCCGACGGCCCAUAUUACUCAGGAUAUGUCAUGUAUAUCGGACAACUUCAAAUGCAGCGUUACAUGUUCUUUCUGGUAUUAAACCUCUUCAUCUGAGUGCUAAAAUGCUCACUUGGUCAUGGGCACUUAACAAUUUCAAUUGUACAAAAAAAGGGUUUGCUAACCUUAGUAAAUAUGCAGAGAUAGGGUGUCUAUCCAACUUUAAGAAAGAUCUUCUUAAGAAAUUUGUGGAUCCAAGUAAAUUCAGUGAAACUCCUUAUAGUGUCCACCCAUUGAAAAAUAACAGGAUUACUAUUACCAAUAUCAAUGUAGACCCAUAUCCCAAACAUUUUGUGUUCACGGACAGUUCGAAGAUUGAGGACAAUGUAGGAGCAUCUGUAGUUCACUCAAUUCAUGGAAAUUCGAACUUUAAACAUCAUUUGGGUUUCAAACUUGCCAACUAUUGCACGAUACCUGAAGCAGAGCUAUACGCAAUCUACCGUGCACUCACCUAUAUUCAGAAGUCAAAUAUGAUUAAAGGCAACAUACGUAUGUGUACAGACAGUCAGACUGCCUUGAACAGAAUCGACCGCAAUUACACCAAGUGUCAGACAACCAAAUUAAUUUAUAAUCUUACAAAUGUAAACAUUUCCUUUGCCUGGGUCAGAGGACAUAGUGGCGUUCAAGGGAACGAAGAAAUAGAUAGGAUUUCAAAGCUCUAUGCCAACUCUUCAGAAAAUAAAAUUUACACAAGUAUAAUGAAAACGAAUAUAAAAAAAUCUUGUGGAACAGACUGCAAAACAACUGUGGCAGAUGGAGUGGAUCAGCAGUGACACAGGAAGGCUGACGUUUAGCUUUCUUCUUGAUGUUCAGGAACAUUUGCCAUGAAACACUUGUACAUCAACUACUUUUCCAGCCAAAUUUUAACUGGUCACGGUAAUUUUAGACAAUAUUUACACAGAUUUGGUUUCAGUGAAGUGGACUCAAGUGAUUGUGAUAACUCUUCGACUCAAAAUGUGGAACAUUUUAUUUUCAGCUGCGAGAAGUUUAAACAAAAACGUGAAAGACUAAUGUACUGUACAGUGCUUUACAUCAUGGCUUAACUGGCCUUGCCCCCUCUCCAAACUGAUUUCUAAUCGAGGGAUUUUUGAAGAGCUGAUGAAAUUCAUCAUAGAGACAAAAGCUCUCAAUGUGAAUUUCAACAGGACAUAAUUCUCCAGGCAAGCCAAAUCAUACUCUUAUAUAUGUAAAAGUUUCUAAGACUUUUCUUUUAUCAUUGUAUACAUAUGUGUUUCAAGUGUUUAAUGUCUAUGCAAACUUUAAAUGCCAAAAAUUAUGGUCAUCCUGCAAAAUAACAUCUGCAAUGUGCCAACAUGUACAUAAUUGUAAACUUUGCUUUUUGGAAGUUAAUUUUGAUGUUAUUUUAUUUUUGAUUGUCAGAAUUUUUAUGUAAUUACAAUUUACAUCUACUUGUCUGCAUUUUUCAAGCUGGUAAAAUUAUGUAUUGCUUUUGCAACUUCCUGUAAGCUUCAGGAAGACUCAUUGUACAUAUGUUUUAUCUUUCUGUAGUUAUUUAUUCCAUAAAUAAAUGCCAGUGCAGAUGCCAUGGACCGCCCCUUUCAUCCCCUUUCCUAUCUCACUUUAUUUUUUUUUUCACCUUUACCUCUUCUCUUAAACUCUUUUCUAUCUACUUUUCACCCCCAGGCAAUACCUAUGAGUAGUCCUGGGUCUUCAUCCCCUAUGCUACAAAAAUAUACAAAAAUAUCUUUUCUAAGUUAUUUUUAAGUUAUUGUUACAUUAUGUUAUGUAAGUUA